Messenger RNA from Loxodonta africana (African savanna elephant), 624 nucleotides. It is a transcript of the gene SEC61B, whose product is annotated as SEC61 translocon subunit beta. Gene Ontology annotation, cellular component: membrane; Sec61 translocon complex. The coding region runs from base 131 to 421 and encodes 96 amino acids. NCBI's taxonomy places the organism in Eukaryota, Metazoa, Chordata, Mammalia, Proboscidea, Elephantidae. Gene Ontology annotation, molecular function: guanyl-nucleotide exchange factor activity. Gene Ontology annotation, biological process: post-translational protein targeting to membrane, translocation; SRP-dependent cotranslational protein targeting to membrane, translocation. The transcript is spliced from 4 exons. The record is from RefSeq and is a predicted model, not a curated record.
GAGUUGGCGAGGACCCUGCCAGCAGGUCUGGGGGCGGGCGGUGAGCCAGUUUCUCCAGCCGCGGUAGUUGGAGGGGCUGCUCGGCUUCCCGCAGUGCGCUUCAGCUUUCUGCCACCCUCUAGUUUCCAACAUGCCAGGUCCGGCCCCCAGCGGCACAAGUGUGGGCUCCUCAGGGCGCUCUCCCAGCAAAGCAGUGGCCGCCCGAGCGGCGGGAUCCACCGUCCGGCAGAGGAAAAAUGCCAGUUGUGGAACAAGGAGUGCAGGCCGCACGACCUCAGCGGGCACUGGGGGGAUGUGGCGAUUCUACACAGAAGAUUCACCUGGGCUCAAAGUUGGCCCUGUUCCAGUAUUGGUUAUGAGUCUUCUGUUCAUCGCUUCUGUAUUUAUGUUGCACAUUUGGGGCAAGUACACUCGUUCGUAGAUUCGGCUCCAUCCGUCUUUCAUCUGAAGAAGAAGGAAAAAAACCAACAUAUCUUGGACCAAAAGCAUAGUGAUUUUUUUUGUUCAUGAGAAAGAAAUUUUCUGUAAGCUUACUGUUUUACAGGGAACUUAAUAAGAAUUGAUUUUGAGGAAUCAAUUUUUUUUUUCCUUUGGCCAAUAAACUUUUUAAUUAUUUUAUACCAA